This is a messenger RNA of Didymodactylos carnosus, 2547 nucleotides long. Lineage: Eukaryota; Metazoa; Rotifera; Eurotatoria; Philodinida; Philodinidae. The record is from the annotation of a GenBank genome assembly.
AUGUCAUCCGAUACUUCUCCAACAAUUAUAAGUCAAUCGGAGACGAGUUCACCAUCAUCGAUGUUAUCAGUUUUACACAUACCGACUGAUCCUCAACGUAUUAAAAAAUCACCAUCUGUAACAUCAAUCACUGAUGGACGUCGUUAUAUCGACGAAAAUAAUGAAACUGAUGCUGUGGCACCAUUAGUUUCGGCGACUGAAUCAGAACAUACAACAACAAACACUGAAACAUUGAUGCAUAUAAUUAAAGGCAAUAUUGGAACCGGGAUUUUGGCACUUCCAUAUGCUUUAUCUAAAGCCGGAAUACUGUUUGGAUCAAUCACCUUUUGGAUAAUGGGUAUUAUGACAUUGUAUUGUAUGCAUCAAUUAUUACGUUGUCAUGAAUAUCAUCGACAAAGAACAGCAAGAGUAAAAUGUGAUUUUGGAGAUGUAAUGCGUUAUACAUUAGAAUGUUGUCGAUCAAAACAUGUUCAACGUUAUUCUAAACUUGGAAAAUUUACAAUUGAUGGUUUUAUUAUCGUGACACAACUGGGAAUUUGUUCAGUUUAUUUUGUUUUUGUGUCUGCGAGUAUCAAACAGGUGGUCGAUUAUUAUUAUAUUUAUAAUAUGCCAAUUCAAAUUUACAUGGUAUUGAUAUUAAUACCAAUUAUGGGAUUUAGUUUUAUAAAAAGUUUAAAAGUUCUUGCACCUUUUUCAUUAAUUGCCAAUAUCAUUCAAUUAGCAGGUCUUGUUAUAAUAAUGCAAUAUGUAGUUCGUACUCAUAUCCCAUUUGAUCAAUUACCGUUAAUAACACCACCAAAAAGUUGGCCAAUUUAUUUUGCUUCUGCUAUGUAUAUGUUCGAAGGAAUUGGACUGGUGUUGCCUAUCCGUCAGAAAAUGAAAGAACCGGAAGCAUAUGGCGGAUGGACGGGUGUUCUUACUACUGGUAUACUUCUUGUUACAAUUUUAUAUUUUUUUGUCGGAUUCUAUGGUUAUAUACGUUAUGGUGAUAACGCACUUGGAUCAAUUACCUUAAAUUUACCUGUCGACAAUGUUUUAUACCAAAUUACAAAACUAAUGUAUGCUUUGGCCAUAUUUCUAUCGUAUAACUUACAAUUUUAUGUUCCAUUUACAUUGUUGUGGCCAAGAGUGUGUCGAAAAGUUUUAUAUAAAUACAGCGAUAAUGUAGUGAAUAAAUUUGAAAUUGGAUUUCGUUUAAUAUUAAUUAUUCUAACCUUUUGUAUCGCAUCUCUUAUUCCGAAUCUUGGUCUUGUUAUAUCAUUGGUUGGUGCAAUUGCUUCUACGGCACUAUCUGUCAUAUUUCCACCGAUACUAGAAACGAUCACGUUUUGGCCCGACGGUUUAGGUCGAGCUAAAUGGAUGUUAAUAUUAAAUAUCUUGAUCGUCACAUUUGGAUUUUAUUCUCUGAAUGUACUAGAAUUUGUGAAAAACGAUUUAAACGAAUUUACGUCAACGGUUAAAACAGAUACAGAAAACUAUGUAUCAAAAGCAACAACUGUUGUCAAAACACAACAAGUUGGCGAUCUUGGUUUAAAAAAAAUUGUCAGUCGUCUGAAUAGUGUUGUACAGAAUACAAAUUCAAAAGAAAAGAUGAAUACGACUGAUUUAUCAUCAAAAUUUGAUCGUGUUCAUAGUGAAUUAAAUAAAAUUCAAAACGAUGAAACGAUCUAUUUAAAUGAUCCUGUACCGCGUGAUCUUUAUAAUCAAUGGAAAUCUAAUUUUAAUGUUGAUUCGAAAAAAGGUGAAAUAUCUCAAUUAUUAAUCGAUAAUUCCAAUGUAAGAUCAAUCUAUAGUAGACUGGUACCAGCUAAAACAACACAUACAGAUUUUUGGACACGCUAUUUUUAUUGUGUUUAUCAAAUAGAAGAAGAUGAAAUAAGACGUUUAAAUAAUUUAAAACGUGCACAAAAAAUGAUUAAUGAAGAAAAUAAGAACGAUGAGGCCGACUGGGAUGAAGAUGAAGAGUGGUUAAAUGCAUCUAUACUUGGAAACAUUUCUGUUGUCAAACCAGAUCUUACAACUGAUCUCAUAACUCAAUCAACGCAAUUAUCAUCAACUACACCAGAGAAACAGACUUCUAAUGCACAAGUAGUUGAACAAUCUAUUAAAGAAGAAAUGAAAGAACAACAACAAGUUGCAUCUCCAAUUGUUCUUAAAGAUGAAAAUACAUUUGAACAACAGACAGAUGUUUCUCCCACUAUAAUACCAAAUACUAGUCAAUCACAGAUUGAUACAGAAAUCAUAAAACAAGAAGAAAAUAAAAUUGAUGAAUGUGUUCCAUUGAAAGUAGCCAAAAACAAGGAUAGUGAUACAAGCGAUUCAUGGGAACAAGAAUUUGAAGAUGAAUUAUUAGCGACUACGAGUGAUGUUGAAUUAGAGAGAAAAUUAAAUGAAGUAUCAAUAAGGAGAAAUCAGUUAGUAACUGAAGCAAGUGAAACACUGCCACAAACAACAACCACAUCGAAAGAAUCAACAGAGCAAAAAGCACACCCAAAAAGCAAAGAAAAUUUUGAUGAAGAAGGCGACGAGUGGGAAAACUGGACAUGA